AACGUUGCGAAUAUGACCUCAACCACACUGUCGGCGACCCAAGAAGCGCUGUUAGACCGACUGGAGAAGGCAAGCCAUGGACGAGGAGCGGUGGACGCAUUGCCCACGACGAAAUCACCCAUGUCGUUGAAGCAGUAUUACGCGUUGAAGGUGUCUGCAACGCCUCUCGCAACGAACACGCCAGUGCCGCUCUCGACGACGAUUCAACAGUUCAUGACGAACGCUCAAACGUGCUACCGGGUCUGCGAGACGGUGGAAGAGCACACGGAGAAGUCGUUGGCGUUGCUUCAAGAGAUGGAGGACCGCCAUGUGUCGGUGAAAACGUUGACAAGUGCGCUGUAUGAGAGCUUUGAGACGCUGUUGACGGAAUUGGAUGCGCUCAACGUCAAGGUGCAGAGUCUUGAAGGGCCGCUGCCGUACUUUACACGCAUUUCCUCCAUCGCGAAAGCAGUCGGCGGGAAAGUAGACUAUUCGUCCAAGGUCGACGCCACCGGAGCGGCCACGGUGACGGUGCAUGUCCGCCCAUAUACGUUUGGAUCCAUCGACCCCACAUCCCCGACCUUCGACCAAGGCAUCGGCGACAUCGACGACUGCGUCACGUUCCUCCAGCAACAUAUGGAUUUCAAGGACACUUCCAUGUACUUGGCCGCGUACGGAGAGCUCAUGAUGCAUGCCCUGCACAUGCUGCGGGACUUCGCGGUGGCCACCGUCGAAGCUGCUCGCGACCACGUGCUCACUGCUAUUUCUACCCACCCAUCGCCGGCGCUCGACUUGGACGAGGCGAGUGUGUACUACCUUCACUUCCACGCAUGUGCUCCUGCGUGUCAAGCACUUACCCGGCACUUGGACAUGCGAGACACACUACCAGGGAACGAAUCGUUUCUGCCAGAUGUGUUGGACACGUACGUGACCGUCCGCACGCAGCUGGUGACGCCAGUCGUGGACGCGUACUUGACCUCUGUCAACCAAAGCACCGACAUUGUCAGCUUGCUUCGCAUGGGGUGUCAAUACAUGGUACGGCUCUGCCAAGCAGAAUACACGCUCUUUAGGCAUGUGUUUGGGGUUGUCCCCUCGGCUCCCGUGCUGCAAGUCGAGGACCAAGACGAACACGCAUUCCAACGCAUGAUCUUCCAGCUGAGCUAUUCGCUGUACCACGCCGUGCGGCCGCGAAUGCUUCAGCAGCACAACCUGGACGUCCUCUGCGAGAUCGUCGAGGUGCUUCGGCGGGAAGUAGUCGACACGCACAUCCGACCGAUGGGGGACGCCGCCGAGGCCGUGGAGCCAGUCGUGGACCGCAUGAUCGGAGAUGCGCAGGAGCGGUUGAUUCUGUGCACGCAAAAGUACCUUCGCGACGAAAUUGAAGCGUUUGUACCGACGUUGGCCGACUUGAAUUACCCUGACAAGCUGCUCGCACCGACCGUGUAUGCGACGUGGUACCCGACGUUGGAGCACACGUUGAUGUGUUUGUCAAAAGUGUACCGUUAUGUGAAUAUGCACAUUUUUGAGGAAUUGGCGCAAGAUGCGGUGCGAAUGUGCACUGCCACGCUGAACAUGGCGUCCGCCGACAUUGCCGUUGAAAAGGGCCAUUUGGACGGCGGGCUGUUCUUGAUCAAACAUCUGCUCACGCUACGCGAACGCAUCACGCCGUUCGACAUUCAAUUUGCCGUUACGGAAAAGAACUUGGACUUUUCGUCAACUACGGAUGCGAUGGGUAAUAUCCUCAACGGUAACAUCUUGGCCGAUGCAUUUACCCUCUCGGUGGACAAUUCGAUCCUGGGGCUGUUGACACACGGCAUCCCCCAUGUCCACACGACCACGUCGGACGUGAAAAAAGACUUGGAGCACGAAUUGAAGAAAAGCUGCACCGUGUUUAUUGAACAUGCCGUCCAAUACGUGGCGGCUCCCCUCGUCGCGUGGCUGCACAAGGCCAAGGCGGCAGCGUUGAAACAACCGUCCAAUCCUACUUCUACUCUGCGGACGCAGCUUGGAUCUCCAGACACGAUUCGAGCCAUGGUGAUGCAGUUGCAUACACAAUUGGAAUCGCAUUUGCCCUAUGUGCAGGACAAAAUCCAUGCGUAUUUGGCGAAUGCGUCGACGGAAUCCAUUUUAUUCAAGCCCAUCCAAACGGGCCUAGCGGAUGUGGUGGAGCAGCUCCAGGGCAUUCUCGAGAAAGAAUACAGUGCCCAAGACCGCGCAGUAUGCGACGCCGACGUUCAAGCACUCAUGCAGCGAAUUGUGCACGAAAUGUAAUGGUUGUGCAUGCUAAAUUUACAAUAAUGGUUGAUGAUAUGAUGCAGCAGUAUACAUGGACA
Messenger RNA from Aphanomyces astaci, 2312 nucleotides. RefSeq lists its product as hypothetical. Gene Ontology annotation, cellular component: COG complex; cis-Golgi network; membrane. Bases 13 to 2250 code for a protein of 745 amino acids. The record is from RefSeq and is a predicted model, not a curated record. Lineage: Eukaryota; Oomycota; Saprolegniomycetes; Saprolegniales; Verrucalvaceae. Gene Ontology annotation, biological process: intra-Golgi vesicle-mediated transport; intracellular protein transport; Golgi organization. The transcript is spliced from 16 exons.